AUGGCGUCGGAAUUCGACACACUCCACGCGUACAUCUGGUUCCAGAACUCACCCAUCUCCUCCAUAUUCACCGCCGCCGCGGCGGCGGCGGCAGGCGCGAGUAACAAGUCCUCCUCCACUAGUGAAGGCGACGUGACGAGGGACGGGAUGGAAGAGGAGGAGGAACAAGAAGACAUCAUCCCUCCGCCGGCGGCGGCGGAUGUACUAUAG
Linum trigynum is the source of this 210-nucleotide messenger RNA. Lineage: Eukaryota; Viridiplantae; Streptophyta; Magnoliopsida; Malpighiales; Linaceae. The record is from the annotation of a GenBank genome assembly.